CUUUUUAGACGCGGUAAAAUUUUCCGGUAUAUUAUACUCGUAUGCAGCUGUAAACUCAACUGGGAAAACACAAACAAAAUACAGAUCACAUCCCCCCAAAUUUUGCAGCAGCUUCACCAUUUCCUGCUUCCAUGACCUCACUAUAGUAGAAUGAAUCAUUCACUCUACUGACCCAAUUUGUCCGCCAUUUCUGCAACCUUCCACAAUGCUUCUCUCUUACCACAUUUUCUUCCUUCUUUCUCUGUUUCUCUUUCUCUCUCCUCCUCUGUCUUCCGCCACCACCAACCUCGUACUUCCCCAUCAACACCCUGACCCUGAAGCUGUUGCUCAAGAUGUUCACAGAAUGGUGAAUGCCUCACUUGUAAGAAGACAAAUGCUUGAAGAUUCCAAGCACACACCUUCAUCCUCUUGCUUAACUGGCAACCCAAUAGACGACUGCUGGCGGUGCGACCCACAUUGGGCAUCGAACCGCCAGAAGUUAGCCGAUUGCGGCAUUGGCUUCGGCCAAUCCGCACUAGGCGGAAAAGGGGGUCAGAUCUAUGUAGUCACUGACUCAUCCGACUCUGAUGCAGUAAACCCGAAACCGGGUACGCUUAGGUAUGGUGUGCUCCAAGAUGAACCCUUGUGGAUUGUUUUUUCGAGUGACAUGACAAUCAAGCUCAAAUAUGAGCUAAUUGUUAGUAGUUACAAAACUAUUGAUGGUAGAGGAGCAAAUGUACACAUUACAGGUGGUGGGUGUAUCACACUUCAGUAUGUAUCGAAUAUUAUCAUACACAACAUCCAUGUGCAUAACUGUGUUCCUGCCGGCAAUGCGCUUGUGCGGUCGAGUCCUACUCAUGUAGGGUACCGGUCGAAAUCGGACGGUGAUGGGAUGACAAUUUUUGGGUCAAGUAAUAUUUGGAUUGAUCAUUGCUCUUUAUCUUCCUGUACUGAUGGGCUGAUUGAUGCUACUGUGGGGACCACAGCUCUCACCAUUUCUAACAGUCAUUUUACUCACCAUAACGAUGUUAUGUUGCUUGGUAAUAGUGAUGGCCAUGUGUUGGAUGAGGGAAUGCAGGUGACAUUGGCUUUUAAUGUGUUUGGAGAGGGAGUAGUGCAAAGGAUGCCUAGGUGUAGAAGAGGGUAUGUGCAUGUUGUUAACAAUGAUUUCAGGUAUUGGGAAAUUUAUGUAAUUGGAGGGAGUGAUAACCCCACAAUCAAUAGCCAAGGUAAUCGGUAUACAGCCCCGGCCAACCCGUAUAUAAAAGAGGUGACAAGGCGUGUGGAAUCAGGGGAUAAGAAUUGGCAAAGUUGGAACUGGAGGAGUGAAGGGGACAUAAUGUUAAAUGGAGCCUUCUUUGUGCCUUCUGGAAAUGGUUUAACUUCACAAUAUACCAAAGCCUCUAGUAUUGCACCCAAAUCUGCAGCAGCUAUUGACCAGAUUACCAUGUAUGCUGGUGCUUUUGGAGACCCCAGGGAUGACACAAACAUGCCACAAGGCGGUGGAACAAGCACGAGUAGCAGCAGUCAGGCUAAAUCUGGCUAUGGAUCCAGCUCUGGCUCUGGCUCUGGCUCUGGAUCUGGAUCUGAUGGUGAUACAGACUACUUUGGCAUGAUGUUUGGGAGUGGCGGACCACCAUCCUUAUCUAAAGCCUCCAUUUUCUUGGCUAUUGUUGUCGUUUCAAUAAUUUGCACGAUUACUAACCACGAUAACUUGAUGUCCUUAACAUUAUUGUGUCUAUAGUUAUUAAUCAAAACAAUUAAACAAAAACCCGGAAAAAAGUUACCAAUUUUCAGUAAUGUCCUGCGGCUUUGUAACUUAAUCUGCUACCAUGGGGGAAGUUAUUAAACACAAGAACAGAACCCAAAGUAGUAUGGGCUGAGCUGAACUGUAUAUUUUGGAAUCAUGAGAAAUGCCUAAUCUAAUCACUAAUUAAUUAUUCUUCAA
Messenger RNA from Chenopodium quinoa (quinoa), 1927 nucleotides. Its product is annotated as probable pectate lyase 18. Lineage: Eukaryota; Viridiplantae; Streptophyta; Magnoliopsida; Caryophyllales; Amaranthaceae. The coding region runs from base 206 to 1723 and encodes 505 amino acids. The transcript is spliced from 5 exons. Gene Ontology annotation, molecular function: pectate lyase activity. The record is from RefSeq and is a predicted model, not a curated record.